Messenger RNA from Brugia malayi, 651 nucleotides. RefSeq lists its product as uncharacterized. The record is from RefSeq and is a predicted model, not a curated record. NCBI's taxonomy places the organism in Eukaryota, Metazoa, Nematoda, Chromadorea, Rhabditida, Onchocercidae. The transcript is spliced from 5 exons. Bases 1 to 651 code for a protein of 216 amino acids.
AUGUUUGUUUUAUUGUUUUGUUCUCUACAGUAUGUUCAAGCAAUUGGUCAUUGGAAGAUCGAUCUGCAAUAUUCGGCUUCAGAUGCAGACGAUUUUGUUCCGCUUGGUAGCAUAACUGUGGAUAGGACAUUUGAUAGUAAUUAUACGGCGUAUUUUCAAUCUUCUGUUAAUCCAAAUAAAUGGCAAAGUGAUCUCUUGCGAGCUACAAAGAAUGGGUGGAUUUAUCGCGUUAGAGCUGACAAUGAUAAAGAAAAUGUACAGGGUUACAAUGAACCGUGUUUGAUGUUGCAAGCUAACGGAGCUCACCAUUUUCGGGUACUGUUGGACCCGGAUCGUCAGAAUUUGCAGUCUUUGGCUGUUUUUCCGGAGAAUUUAUUUUAUGUUGGAACAAAUUAUCACUUUUGCGAAACAAAUUCGUUUGCAGAGGAGAGUAAAAUUAGAGGAUCGGUUGUGGUGAACACAAUUAAUGAAUUGCCUCUGCCUGAUACAAUUUCAUAUAUUCGAAAGAUGGAGAAGGAGCGGCAAGCGAGGCAACAUGGGGCUCAACAGGACAAUCGAUCCUUUAUACAGAAAUAUUGGAUGUAUAUAGCUGCAGCUUUAAUUUUUAUGGUCAUUUCUAAUGCUACAACUGCUGAACAAGGUGGAGAGUAG